AUGGGCAACAGAAUUGCCAGCAUGCAAUACACUGUCGAUACAUGCACUUUGCUCCACCGGAAAGUGAUUCAUCGAGAUCCUCCCCCCGAGACCUGGGACCCUCUUUUGGGUCCCCAGCCACUUGUCUCCAGCCCAACCACCUCGUGGACUCAGCGCCAGCGCAUGCAGUCCGUGUCUAGACCCUCUUAUCACAACGAGGCUGGGAGCUGCGAUGGCGUGGUAUUGGUCAUGGGAGUGUAUUAUUCGUACUUUGCGAUAUGA
Messenger RNA from Penicillium canescens, 261 nucleotides. RefSeq lists its product as uncharacterized. The transcript has a single exon. NCBI's taxonomy places the organism in Eukaryota, Fungi, Ascomycota, Eurotiomycetes, Eurotiales, Aspergillaceae. The coding region runs from base 1 to 261 and encodes 86 amino acids. The record is from RefSeq and is a predicted model, not a curated record.